UGAUCAUGACGGAGCAAAUGUGACAUCGCCAUUGUGUAUUCACUUGCUGCAUAUGAAAUAAGAUAAAAACAAACUCCAACACCUUGACUUCUUGAGUGCGAUCGUGGCUGUCCAAAAAAGAAAAAAAUGGCAUCUUCGAGUCCAAAAAAUGCUUUGAUUGAUGAAUACCAAGAGCUCUUGACCUGUAUUAUGUGCACUGAGACAUUCAAAAAUGCCAAAUCCCUUAGCUGUGGACACUCCUACUGUAAGAACUGUCUGAAAACGUGGAUCGAGAAAAAUAAGGAGAAAAGAAAUGAAACAUUUCCAUGUCCAAUAUGCAACGCAAAACAUGAAAUUCCAAAGAAUGGUGUUGAUGACUACCAUACUAAUAUUACCAUCAAUUCUAUGGUUGAAAUCCUCGAAAACCAACUUUCACGCGAUAAGAACUCGAAGGCUAAUUGCGAUAUUUGUGCCCAGGAAGGUGAUGAUGUGCCAGCCAUAUCACGUUGUGUUGAAUGUGCUGAAAACCUAUGCCAGGCAUGUAACAAGUCGCAUAAGCGGUCUCAAGGUACCCGAUCCCACAACAUGUAUGAUUUGACUGGAGAUCCAGAGAAAGAUGCAAGACUAGCGCUGGACAACUAUGUCAAACGCAACAUACAAUGCCCGAAGCAUCAGGAUCAGCCAUUAAAGUUUUUCUGUUCAAAAGAUAAAGCAAUCGUAUGCACACAUUGCUGUAUCACGGAACAUCCGGGGCAUGCUUGCCAAGCCAUCGAAGAAGCAGCUGAUAAAGAGAAACGAAACAUUUCUGCCCUAUUUGGACUAGCCAAUCAGAGAAAGGAAUUGUUCGAGAAGUUCAUCCAGGAUUCAAGUGACAAUCUCCAAUCAUAUGAGGAAAAUAGACAGUCUCUACUCAAAGAGAUUGAUACAGAUCAUGCUGCAAAAUGUAAAGAACUGGAUGAACAUUUUGCAAAGCUUCAUAAAGAACUAGAUGAACAGUUGGCGAGGCGACGUAAAGAACAAAAUGAGAAUCAUACAAAACUUCGAAAUGAAGCUAAAGCUGUAGCUAAUGAGAAAACAAAGAAGAUUCAAGCCAAGCAAGACCAGCAUGAGUUAGAAAAGGGAAUUGCUGAAAGUACCCUUCUUCACCUUACAGCUCUUAUAAAACACGGUCAUCCUGUUGACAUCAUGAAUUCAAGCACUGAUACAGCGAAGAAGCUCCAAGAUUGGGGAAGAAUACCUGAAGAAGAUGAGGACCCUGUUGACAAAUACACGUAUCAACCUGGAACAUUUGAUACUGCUAACAUGGUGAAAUUACAGCAUGGAAUCAUUCCUGAAACCCUAGAUAAAGGGUGCAUAGUGAAGAAAACUAGAUAUUGUGAUCCCAAGGUAACAAGAAAAGUUAAACUAGGUGACAAGAAUCAAGGUGUAAAGGAAAUAUAUGGUGCCACAAAAGGGUACAACAAUACCAUUGUAUUAUGCCAUGAGUCACCAGAUGGUAUGUCUAGCUAUACUGCAGACACCUUCACCAAACAGCACACAGCCAAUGGUGGUUUCAAUGAUGUAUGUUGUAUGCAGGGUAACUUAUAUGCAGCUAUUGAUUGCAAUAACAAAUGUAUCAGUAUUUACAACCACAACCUUGUCCACCAGAAGAACAUAGGAAAAUUCCAAAGACCAUGUGGUAUAUGUGAAGCACCAGGUAAAGGACUGCUAGUUGUUGACAACACUGACAAGUGUGUUUAUCUUGUUGAUUACAAUGAUGGAAAGAUACUAGCUACUAUUGGCAAGGGUCACCUCACAGAUCCACUCUUUGUUACAAUAAACAGUAAUAGUACUGUAUUUAUAUCAGAUUAUGGUGCACAUUGUGUGAAAGGAUUCACAAUGCAGGGAGAAGAAGUCAAUAAGUAUGGUACACAAGGUGGAGGACCUGACCAGCUGAAUGUUCCAAGUUGUGUCUGCAUUGAUCCUGAUAACAACCUUAUCAUUGCUGACCAACACAACCAUAGAGUUGUAUUAGUUGACGAGAAUUGUAAGUUCAUCAAGUACUUGCUUGAACCUGAGGAUGGUAUGAAGUAUCCACAAAGUGUUAUAAUAAACAAUGAAGGUGAUCUUACUGUUGGAGCAGAGAGCAGUGGAGACCUGUUUGUCAUCAGGUAUAAGCAGUAAUUGAACAAUGAAUAUCAACAUGGAUACGAAUAGCUAUAGGACUGAUAUAUGAAUUGUUAACAUGGAUACAAACAGCCAUAUGAAAUGUUAACAUGGAUAUGACCUCAGCAUUGAUACACAGACUAUGAAUAGAUAACAAUAAACUAAUCAAAAGCAACAAUCAAAACAGUAAUUUACAGUAAUAUGAUACAAUCUGAAUAUCU
This is a messenger RNA of Owenia fusiformis, 2345 nucleotides long. The record is from the annotation of a GenBank genome assembly. NCBI's taxonomy places the organism in Eukaryota, Metazoa, Annelida, Polychaeta, Sabellida, Oweniidae.